Molecule: messenger RNA, 1374 nt
Organism: Jaculus jaculus (lesser Egyptian jerboa)
Lineage: Eukaryota; Metazoa; Chordata; Mammalia; Rodentia; Dipodidae
Product: aflatoxin B1 aldehyde reductase member 2
Exons: 7
Coding region: 104-1159 (351 amino acids)
Source: RefSeq, a predicted model, not a curated record
GUGACCACAGGGCUAUGUUAAGACUGGGCUUUGGCCCUCUCUACAGCCACUGCCCGCGACAUCUUGCCUGUCUGCAGCUCCUGCCUCAGCCUCGGUCAUCAUCAUGUCCCGUCCAGUGUCACCGACCCGGCCCGCCACGAUCCUGGGCACCAUGAUGAUGGGGAGCCGCAUGGACGCGACCGCCAGCGCCGCGUCGGUUCGCGCCUUCCUGGAGCGCGGCCACACCGAGCUGGACACGGCCUUCGUGUACAGCGACGGCCAGUCCGAGAGCAUCCUGGGCGGCCUGGGGCUCGGGCUGGGCCGCGGUGACUGCAGAGUGAAAAUUGCCACCAAGGCUGCUCCACUGAACGGGAAGUCACUGAACGCUGACGGUAUCCGGUCCCAGCUGGAGACAUCACUGAAGCGGCUGCAGUGUCCCCGAGUGGACCUCUUCUACCUGCACCUGCCUGACCACAGCACCCCUGUGGAAGAGACUCUGCGCGCCUGCCACCAGCUGCACCAGGAGGUGCGGGUGGCCCCAGCGCAGGGAGGUGGUCUCCACUCUUCUCAUCCUGACUCACCGAGAGGCAAGUUUGUGGAGCUUGGCCUCUCCAACUAUGCCUCCUGGGAGGUGGCCGCGAUCUGUACCCUCUGCAAGAAGAAUGGCUGGAUCCUGCCGACCGUGUACCAGGGCAUGUACAACGCCACCACUCGGCAAGUGGAAACAGAGCUGCUCCCCUGCCUCAGACACUUUGGAUUGAGAUUCUAUGCCUACAACCCUUUAGCUGGGGGCCUGUUGACCGGCAGGUACAAGUACGAGGAUAAGGACAAGGAGCAGCCUGUGGGCCGCUUCUUUGGAAACGCCUGGGCCGAGAUCUACAGGAACCGCUACUGGAAGGAGCACCACUUCAAGGCCAUUGACCUGGUGGAAAAGUCCCUGAAGGCCACCUAUGGCUCCAGCGCUCUCAGCAUGACCUCAGCUGCCCUGCGGUGGAUGUAUCACCACUCAAAGCUGCAGGGCACCCACGGGGACGGGGUCAUCUUGGGCAUGUCCAGCCUACAGCAGCUGGAGCAGAGCUUGGCCUUCACUGAAGAAGGGCCACUGGAGCCAGCUGUUGUGGAUGCCUUUGAUAAAGCCUGGCACCUGGCUGCCCAUGAUUGUCCCAACUACUUCCGCUAGCUUGCAUCAGCGUGUAUGCACAAGACACCCUGUCAACUCUUGGCUUUUACUCUGGGCAAUUUUGGCCUUCGGCUGAAGGAGCUGUUUUUUCCCGCCUGGCUUCAGAUGGUUUUCUUGUAUCAGCUUGUGACACACUGAUUGCCUCUGGUGUGAGGAUGGGGCUUAGGUGGCCCAGUACCUCCUGCUGAAUAAAGCUGUCACCUGACUAGGCUGCA